AUGGAAAUUUUAAGUUUACCCAGUAAAUGUGCUGAACAAGCUGAAGAAUUUGUACGUAAAGUUUGGGAAGCUGGUUGGCGUGUAGUUCAUCAUCAUUCAUUACCUACAUGGUUAAAAGAUAAUGACUUUUUGUUACGUGGACAUAGACCACCAACUUACUCUUUCUUAGCUUGUUUUAAAUCUAUCUUCUCAAUACAUACUGAAACAGGCAAUAUUUGGACACAUCUAUUAGGUAUGAUUGCAUUCAUAGGAAUCGCAACAUAUUUUCUCACAAGACCAACAAUUGAAAUUCAGUGGCAAGAAAAGGCAGUGUUCUCAGCUUUUUUUGCAGGCGCCAUUUUGUGUAUGACCUUUUCCUGGAUUUUCCAUACAGUAUUUUGUCAUUCAGAAAAAGUUGGAAAAUUAUUUAAUAAAUUAGAUUAUUGUGGUAUAGCUUUAUUGACGAUGGGAUCAUUUGUACCAUGGUUAUAUUAUAGUUUCUAUUGUCGACUGGGACCUAAAGUGGUGUAUUUAGUAUUGAUAUUUGUACUAGGUACUGCUUGUAUCAUUGUUUCUAUGUGGGAUAAGUUUGCAGAACCUGAAUUCAGAGCUGUUCGAGCAGGAGUAUUUAUAGCACUUGGUUUAAGUGGUGUCAUUCCUGCAAUGCAUUAUGUCAUAACAGACGGAUUUCACCAUGCAAUAGAUGAUGCAGCGCUAGGAUGGUUAGUCUUGAUGGCCGUUCUGUAUAUAACUGGAGCUCUAAUUUAUGCUUUCCGAAUUCCAGAAAGACUCUUCCCAGGAAAAUUUGAUAUUUGGUUCCAGAGUCAUACAAUAUUCCAUGUGUUUGUGUUAGCAGCAGCCUUUGUUCAUUAUCACGGUAUAUCAGAAAUAGCUCAUUAUAGAUUAACAUUAGGUGAUUGUCUGGAGUCGGAAACACAAUAA
This is a messenger RNA of Lottia gigantea (owl limpet), 921 nucleotides long. RefSeq lists its product as hypothetical. Gene Ontology annotation, biological process: adiponectin-activated signaling pathway. Gene Ontology annotation, cellular component: plasma membrane. Bases 1 to 921 code for a protein of 306 amino acids. Lineage: Eukaryota; Metazoa; Mollusca; Gastropoda; Lottiidae. The transcript has 5 exons. Gene Ontology annotation, molecular function: signaling receptor activity. The record is from RefSeq and is a predicted model, not a curated record.